AUGGCAUCUACUGAACAAAAUAUACCAACUACUCAAUCAGCAUUACAAUGGGUUAGAGUUAGUGAUAAAAAUCCAUUUGAAUGGACAACAUCAGCACCUGUAAUUCAACCAUCACAAUUAGGUAAUAAUCAAGUUUUAAUUAAAAAUCAUGCUGUCGCACUCAAUCCAGUCGAUUAUAAAAUGGCAGGAUCUAAUUUUGCUAAUACAACAUUACCAGCUGUUACUGGUUAUGAUGUUAGCGGUCAAGUAGUUGCUAUUGGAAAAGGUGUGAAAGAUUUUAAUGUUGGUGAUGAAGUUUUUGGAUUUUUAAAUUUAAAUUCAAGUAAUGGAGGAGGAGCACUUCAACAAUAUUCCGUUGGAGAAGCUGAUGCAUUGGUCAAGAAACCAGCAAAUAUUAGUCAUGAAGAUGCUGCAACACUUGCUAUAGCGUUUCUAUCUGCUAUGGAUGGACUUCGUCAAGUUGAUAUUGAUUCAUCUACAUCAAUUUUCAUUCCUGGUGGUUCAGGUGGUGUUGGUCACUUUGCUGUACAAAUUGCUCAAAUUCGAGGUGCUAAACAAAUAAUUACAUCAGCAUCUAAAGAUGAAGGAAUUAAAAUUCUUAAAGAACAAUAUCAUAUUAAAGAUGUUAUCAAUCAUGCUAAAGAAAAUGUAGUCGAUCGAGUACUUGAACUAACUCAAAAACAAGGUGUUGAUAUUGCUUAUGAUGCUACUUAUGUUGAAUCAAGUUUUGAAAAAUCAAUUCAAACAGUUAAACAAGGUGGUCAUUGGAUUGUUCUUGGUCAUUUUGGAGAAAAAGACAGUCCAGAAGCUAAACUUGUUGCUAAACAAAAAGCAAAUUUAGUUCAAGCUGAUGUAACACGUUAUUGGUUAGGACCUGAACGAGCACAUGUUAAAACACUUGUUCAAGAUCAAUUAAAACAAGGUGCUCAAUGGAUUAUUGAAGGAAAACUUAAACCAUAUAUUAGUCAAAUAGUUAAACUUGAAGAAGUACAGAAUGCACUUGAAAACCUCAAACAAGGUAAAGCUGGAUUUGGUAAAACUGUUGUGAAAUUAUUAUAA
Messenger RNA from Rotaria sordida, 1059 nucleotides. NCBI's taxonomy places the organism in Eukaryota, Metazoa, Rotifera, Eurotatoria, Philodinida, Philodinidae. The record is from the annotation of a GenBank genome assembly.